Dalotia coriaria is the source of this 940-nucleotide messenger RNA. RefSeq lists its product as uncharacterized. NCBI's taxonomy places the organism in Eukaryota, Metazoa, Arthropoda, Insecta, Coleoptera, Staphylinidae. The coding region runs from base 105 to 890 and encodes 261 amino acids. The record is from RefSeq and is a predicted model, not a curated record. The transcript has 3 exons.
GAUAAGCUGCGUAUUUAACACGUUUUAUACGAGUAUAAAUAGUUAAACAAAUUGCCAAUUCAACAUCAGUUCAGUUUCAGUCUUUUUUUGGUAAAUUCACCAACAUGAAAUUCACUCUGGUUGCAACGGUCGUGGCGAGCUGCUUUGCAGUAUCAUUUGGACAUCCAUGGGGACCUUAUGGCCAUGAUCAGGAUAUUGGUUAUGGACCAGCAAAUCCUCUCAAGGGCAUUUUGUGCAGAAUUCUUGCUCCACUUUUUGAGGAAUUGACUAAAGUGGAUGAUACUACUGGCGACAUCUGCAAUGCCCUGAUCUCUUUUGACCGAGAAUGCCCAAAUCAUAACUUUGCCGCCCAAAAGAAUUGCGAGGUGGUUAAUAAUGAUAACGACAAUGAAGGACAAGGAGACGACGAAGGUAGGGAACCCGUUGGUGAUGUUGAUAACGACCCUUUUGAGCUUCCUCAAGAUGGAGACGAUCAAGAUCAAGAUCAAGAUAAUGAUGAUAAUGAAACUCAUAAUCCAUUUGAAGAACCCAACACUGAUGGUGACCAAGAUGGAAACCCAAACACUGAUGGUCAAGAUGGUCAAGAUCCCAAUACUGAUGGAGAUGACACCCAAAACCCUGAUACCGAUGUAACCAACCCCGAUGAAACUCAAGGUGGUGAUGAAACCAACCCGGAUACCAGAGCUAAGGUCCAUGCUAAGUCCAAGGCUGCUUCCAAGUCUAAAGCCAAUCAUAAAUCCAAGGCUUCCCAUAAAUCCAAGGGAGCUAAGUCCAAGUCGAAGUCCCACAAGGCUCAUUCUAAGAGCAAGGCUCAUAACAAGAAUAAGGCACAUUCGAAGAGCAAGUCUGCUCACUCCAAGAGCAAAGCAGCUUCUAAGAGCAAGCAUUAAGCUGUUAAAAGUAUAAAUAAUGUACAAUAAAUAAAUGGACUUAUAGAAAA